Messenger RNA from Salvia miltiorrhiza (redroot sage), 2269 nucleotides. Its product is annotated as subtilisin-like protease SBT4.3. Lineage: Eukaryota; Viridiplantae; Streptophyta; Magnoliopsida; Lamiales; Lamiaceae. The record is from RefSeq and is a predicted model, not a curated record. Gene Ontology annotation, molecular function: serine-type endopeptidase activity. The coding region runs from base 126 to 2222 and encodes 698 amino acids. The transcript has 9 exons. Gene Ontology annotation, biological process: proteolysis.
AGGCAAGUUCCAUUUAACCAUUUGAAUCAUGUUAAGUUCCAAAAAAUGGCCAAUUAAUUAUUCUCAAAUUCUUAUCGUAUAUAUGCUAAUAACUAAUUUGUUGAUCGUAGGUUUAUGUAGUGUACAUGGGAGGCAUCCACCAGCACGACGAAAAUGCAGUUUCAUCGUACCAUUUAGACAUGCUUCAACAAGUUAUGCAAAGCAGUAUUGUUAGUGAAUCCUUGGUGAGGAGUUACAACAGGAGUUUCAAUGCCUUUGCAGCGAAUCUCACCAACACAGAACGAGAAAAGCUAGCUAGUUUUGAAGAAGUGGUUUCGAUUUUCCCUUCUCGUAUCUUGCAAACUCAGACGACAAGAUCAUGGGACUUCAUGGGAUUCCCCGAAGAUGUAGACAGAAAGCCCGCCGCUGAAAGCGACAUCGUCAUCGGCAUCAUCGACACAGGAGUCUGGCCGGAAUCGGAGAGCUUCAACGAUCGCGGCUUUGGCCCUCCCCCUAAGAAAUGGAAGGGAGUGUGCAGAGGUGGCAAGAAUUUUACUUGCAACAAGAAGUUGGUGGGAGCCCGAUUCUACGGCUUCGAAUCCAACUCAGCUCGAGACGAGUACGGCCACGGAAGCCACGUGGCAUCUACAGCGGCGGGGCGGGCGGUGAAAAACACGAGCUUCUACGGAUUAGGCCGCGGCACGGCGAGGGGUGGGGCGCCCUCGGCAAGAAUUGCCGUCUACAAAGCUUGCUCUCCUCUAUGCUUAGACACCGAUAUCUUAGCCGCAUUUGAUGAUGCUAUAGCAGAUGGAGUCGACAUCAUCUCCAUCUCCAUCUCCUUAGGCGAUCCGGUCGACGUCAACUACGACGCCAUCGCCAUCGCCGCUUUUCACGCCGUGCAGAAGGGGAUACUGACCGUGCAGUCCGCCGGCAAUAAUGGGCCCAUACGGGGCGGCAUCACCAGCGUUGCGCCGUGGGUGUUCUCGGUCGGAGCUAGCUCUAUUGAUAGAGUGUUUUUUGAUAGAAUUGAGCUUGGAAAUGGACGUGUUGUCAAGGGUGCGGCUAUUGAUACUUUUAAGAGGAAGAGGGUGAAAUGGCCUCUUGUUUAUGGGAAAGAUGUUUCUAGAAACUGCAGUGAGGUCAACUCCAAGAAAUGUGCUGAAGGAUGCCUGAACAGAACACUGGUGAAAAACAAGAUUGUAGUUUGUGAAGAAUUAGCAGACUCCACAGAGGCAUUCCAAGCUGGUGCAGCUGGGAUCAUCAAGAAAACUCCGGCCAUCUACCCUUCCUUCGUCGUCCCGUUCCCGGAAUCGAGGCUAUCACGCCACGGGUUUGCCUCGAUUCUCCACUACAUCAACUCCACAAAGCGUGCAGGUACAACCCCUAAAGCAUAUAUAUCGGCAACAAAAACUAAACACGAUCGCUCCGCUCCACGAGUUGCUGGCUAUUCUGCUAGAGGGCCAAAUUCCAUCAUUCCAAACAUUCUAAAGCCUGAUGUAACGGCGCCCGGCACGACCAUCUUGGCCGCAUUUUCGCCAAUGGCGACGCCUAGCUUGCUCGUCGACAAGAGAUCUGUGGACUACAGCAUUAUUUCCGGAACUUCAAUGGCUUGCCCUCAUGUUUCUGGAGCUGCUGCUUAUGUGAAAUCUUUCCGACCAAAUUGGUCGCCGGCCGCCGUCAAAUCAGCGCUCAUGACUACAGCACGGAGCUUGAAAAACAAAAAAGUUGGGGAUGCCGAAUUUGCAUAUGGAGCAGGACACAUCGAUCCGAUUAGGGCCACGAGUCCUGGACUUGUCUACGACACUUCAAUCGAUGAUUACAUCAAGCUACUAUGUAGUUUGGGGUACAACACAACAACAAUACGAAGAAUAACGAGAGACAGCAAGAUCGAAUGCCCUAAAACCGGCAAUAUUGGAUCAAAACAUCACGAUCUCAACUAUCCUUCCAUGACGGCCAAAGUUGAGAAGAAUCAACCAUUUUUAGUGAAGUUUUCCAGAAGGGUGACUAAUGUUGGUCGUGCAAAGGGUGUUUAUGGGGUCAAGAUCAUCAAAGAUUCGGACAUCGAUAUCGUUGUGAAGCCCAGGAUUUUGAGGUUUAAGGCUUUGAAUGAGAGGAAAUCUUUUGUUGUUCGUGUAAAAGGAAAGAUUAGUGGUGGGAAAAAAAUUGGUGCUUCAAUUGAAUGGAGUGAUGGGAUCCAUAGAGUCGGAAGCCCCAUUGUCGUGUACGACGAUUAUACUUUAUAGAAGCAUUGAUCAAUUCAUGUUUUUUUGCGAUCCAAGAUAUUUUAUAA